This is a messenger RNA of Eutrema salsugineum, 432 nucleotides long. RefSeq lists its product as uncharacterized. Bases 1 to 432 code for a protein of 143 amino acids. NCBI's taxonomy places the organism in Eukaryota, Viridiplantae, Streptophyta, Magnoliopsida, Brassicales, Brassicaceae. The transcript has a single exon. The record is from RefSeq and is a predicted model, not a curated record.
AUGUCUUUGGGCAUAAAAGUCUUCAUCCUCUUCCUUUUAGUCCAAUCUUCCAUGGCAAAAUAUUGGGUAGAUAAAAAUCCUUUUGCCAAGAUAAAACCAUUCAAACCGGACCAGUCAGAGAUUGACUAUUUGAGUAUCUUCAGAGGUAUGAUUCGAGGAUGGCAAAGAGAAGCGGAUAAACAAUAUCCACUUUGGACACCUACCAAUUACAUGAACCGAGCUAUAUUCCUACAAAAGAAAGUUCGAGGUUAUGUUCGGCUUUGGGGGGCAUGGAAGAAUCAUAGGGGAUACCCGUAUGGUGACUUGCGUAACAAGCUUCAAGAUGACUUGUGGCCAAUAUCAUAUAGUAACUAUUGUCGUCAAUCUGAGGGUAAAAAUCUCUUGACCUCUCUUGUAUAUGGCCUUAGUACAGAAGCUGGCAUGCAGGAUUGA